Spinacia oleracea (spinach) is the source of this 321-nucleotide messenger RNA. RefSeq lists its product as uncharacterized. Lineage: Eukaryota; Viridiplantae; Streptophyta; Magnoliopsida; Caryophyllales; Amaranthaceae. The coding region runs from base 1 to 321 and encodes 106 amino acids. The record is from RefSeq and is a predicted model, not a curated record. Gene Ontology annotation, molecular function: proton-transporting ATP synthase activity, rotational mechanism. The transcript has 3 exons. Gene Ontology annotation, biological process: proton motive force-driven ATP synthesis.
AUGGCUUCCGAAUCUCUCUCCUUCGUAACUCUCACUCCAAAAGCAGAACCAAUUCUUCUGCUCUUCAAUGGCUUUCGCCGCCUUAAACGUUCAACAAAACGUCCCCAUUUGUCAAUACUUAGUGCCGUUUUCUCUCUCAUCUUCGAUCUCAAUCUCAGCUUCAAAUCAAACAAUUGGAAGGUAUUGUACAAUGCUGUAUUGGAAAAUGCAUGUAGUGAGCAAGGUGCUAGGAUGUCUGCCAUGGACAGCUCAAGCAAGAAUGCUGGAGAAGUGCUUGAUCGUCUCACACUUAUAACAGGUUCAAUUUCUCUCAUUGCAUAA